Messenger RNA from Rattus rattus (black rat), 300 nucleotides. Its product is annotated as elongin-B-like. Gene Ontology annotation, cellular component: elongin complex; VCB complex. The transcript has a single exon. The record is from RefSeq and is a predicted model, not a curated record. Lineage: Eukaryota; Metazoa; Chordata; Mammalia; Rodentia; Muridae. Bases 1 to 300 code for a protein of 99 amino acids. Gene Ontology annotation, biological process: transcription elongation by RNA polymerase II.
AUGGAUGUGUUUCUCAUAAUCCAGCACAAGAAGACCACCAUCUUCGCUGAGGGCAAGGAGUUGAGCAUGGUCUUGGAGCUCAAGCACAUUGUUGAGGGCAUUGUGAAGAGGCCUCCUGAUGAGCACCUGUUGAUCAAGAACAACCAGCUCCCUGAUGAGAUGAAGACUCUGUGGGACUGUGACUACACUAGCCAGGUAGCAAAGUCACAGGCCCCAACCACAGUGGGCCAGGCCUUCAGAACAGACAAUGCUUUUGAAAGCCUGCAUAUAGAACCCUUUUCUCAUCCUCCACUACUUUGA